Messenger RNA from Candidozyma auris, 1413 nucleotides. RefSeq lists its product as uncharacterized. Gene Ontology annotation, molecular function: zinc ion binding. Gene Ontology annotation, cellular component: nucleus. Bases 1 to 1413 code for a protein of 470 amino acids. The record is from RefSeq and is a predicted model, not a curated record. NCBI's taxonomy places the organism in Eukaryota, Fungi, Ascomycota, Pichiomycetes, Serinales, Metschnikowiaceae. The transcript has a single exon.
AUGCAACUUGCUGAAGUUGCCGAAGGCACUCCAAGAGUGCUCAAACAAUACUUGAAGGUAUUCGAAUCUCCCUCUUCUCAAAUACAAGAAGACUCUCAAAGACUCCAUUCAGCUCCGGUAACUCCUACAAUGUACGAAUCGCAUCCGGAGAUCCAGUUCUUCAGGCUGGUGAAAACGAAACACCACUAUGCCUAUCACAAGUCAAAGCCUUCUUUGAGCUCCGCAGAGCAAAAGUCAAAUCAUAUGUCUUCGAAGAACUUAGGAUUCGAGCCCUUCGAUAGAGACCAAUUAUUGGACAGACUCAAAACUUUCAAUGCAUUGAACUGGCAAGUUCCCGCCGGGAAAAACCCUGGAAUACAGCUUAAUGAACUUCUAUGUGCAUCGUAUGGCUGGGUAUGCCAGUCUGUUGCGAGAAGUAGGAUUUCCAAAAAUCAUUUAAAGUGUACGAAAUGUGGGAGUGAACUAAUACUUCGCUUUAAUGCAGAGGAAGAGCAGCCUGAGUUUGCGCCUUUUCAUUUUGAUCUUGAGGACAUCCAAGCGGUUAAUUUGAACCUUAAAGCUCAAUACACUCAUCAGGUUCAGUCGAUAGGUCAUUCCACAUCGUGUCCGUGGACCAAAGUUCUGACUCCGAUAGACACAGUUUACUACUUGACACCAUACCUCGCCUCAACGAACGCACAACUCAUCAAACAAUAUACCAAAAACUUGAGAAGCUUGUUUGACAAUUUUGCCAUACUCCAGGAACACGCAGGUUUCUUAAGUCGACUUUCUCCAAUACGUCGGUUGCAUAAUGCUCCUGAAUUCUGUCGCAUCUCCAAUGAAUGGUUGUUGAGCACAUACUACAGUAGUGAUAAGGAGAAUGUGGGGACAAUAUUGUCCAAGACCUUUCCAAUAUGGCUAUACUUCGUAGCUGCCAUGGGAUGGGAUUUGUUUACUCAAGAUUUUAAUGGGCAAACAGUACUUUUAAUGAUAUGUCAGAGCUGUAAUCAGCGAAUCUUCCUUGAGAAAUCAAGUACGACUGGGCGCGGUACAGCAGGCGAUGAUAAUCAACCCAAAGCUUUGACACCAUGUCAGUACACAGCUACUAUUUCGAAUGGCGUUUUGAAUUUUUCCAAUGAGUACUUAGACGAAGUUAUAGAGGAUGAGAACGAGGAUCCUUUCUUUGAACACAAACUGUGGUGUUGUCAAGUAAGAGAAAUGGCUGGCCAGUCUUACUUGCAAUACUUUGUUAGCAUGAUUUUAUCACUGGAGGAUUAUAUUGGUCCAAAAGGCGAAUACUUAACAGAUAGAGAUGACACUUUUGAUAUGGAAGUUGAUGUGACGCCUAAAAUUUCAAAGAGAAAAGCCAGUUUUGAUUUACAGGAGGAACUAGAAAAGUUUAAGCGGUUAAGAAAACCGUACUUCGCUGAAUAA